Molecule: messenger RNA, 3233 nt
Organism: Calypte anna (Anna's hummingbird)
Lineage: Eukaryota; Metazoa; Chordata; Aves; Apodiformes; Trochilidae
Gene: LRRC45
Product: leucine rich repeat containing 45
Cellular component (GO): centrosome
Molecular function (GO): protein binding
Source: RefSeq, a predicted model, not a curated record
AUGGCGGAGCUCGGCAGGGCUUACGUGCGGCUGUGCGCGGCCCCGCAGGAGCUGGUGCUGCGGCGGCUGCGGGAGCUGGGCGGGCCAGCGGGCCGCGCCCGCCUGGACCUGGCGGCACAGAGCCUCUCGCUGGAGACCUGCGGCGCCCUGGGCCGGCUGCUGCCCGGGGCUGUGCCCGUGGCCGAGCUGGCGCUGGGCGACUGCGGCCUGAGCGAGGAAGGUGUAAAACUUCUGUUACAUGGCCUUUGCUCCAACACUACGGUCAAAUGUUUAGAUUUGAAGGGAAAUAACCUGCGAACAAUGGGAGCUGAGGCUUUGGGAAAACUUCUUAGGCAGAACAAAUCCAUCAGGAGCCUAAUCUUGGAAUGGAACAGCCUAGGCAUGUGGGAGGAGGGCUUUUCCUUUUUCUGCCAAGGCCUGGGAGCAAACAAUGUUCUCCAGCAGCUGGAUCUGCGCAAUAACCAGAUCAACCAUCAAGGAGCGGGAGAGCUGGCCAUGGCACUGAAACAGAAUAUCAGUCUUCAGGAGCUGGAUCUACGUUGGAAUAAUAUUGGGCUUCUGGGCGGCCGAGCUUUGCUGAACUGUCUGCACAGCAACAAGACCCUGAAGAGGCUGGAGCUGGCUGGUAACAAUGUUCCCGGUGACAUCCUGAAAGCUGUGGAACGAGCCAUGGAUCACAAUCAAGACCGUCAGACCAUCCUGAGCGAGACCCAGAAUCGAACAUACAUACUCAGCAAGGAGGUUUCAAGCCUGAAGGAUGAGAAGACCAAGCAGUUCUUGGAUUUGAUGGACACGAUAGACAAGCAGAGAGAAGAAAUAGCCAGGAGUGGAAGGAUGUCUGCAGCACGAGUCAGCCAGCUGCAGGAAGCAUUGGAUGAGCAGCACUCUAUUAUGAAUUCACUGAGAGCCAAGCUGCAGAUGACUGAAGCUGCCCUGACUCUAUCGGAGCAGAAGGUGCAUGACUUGGGAGAGCUACUAAAUGCCACAAAACAGGAACAGAUCAGCAUCGCUGAGCGCCAUUUUAUGGAGCUCCAGCAGCAAAAGCAGGAAGGUGCUGAUCGAGAAGGCAAGCUUUUGUGUGAUUUGUCUGCUGCCAGUGAGAAAAAUCUGCUUCUAAGAAACCAGGUGGAUGAGUUGGAAAAGAAGUGCAAAGUUCAGCAAGGUCAGCUAUUCCAGGUAAAACAAGAUUUGACCAACACAACAGCAGAGCUGAAGCUGCGGGCUGUGCAGGCUGAGGAACGCCUGGAAAUGGAGAAGAAAAGAUUUAAACAAAGCCUUGAAGAUGUGGAAUCCCUUCGGGUAAAAGAGUUGGAUCAUAUGACACAGCACAUAGAGGCCAGUGAACGUUCGAUGCAGGACAGGAUCCAGAGGCUGGAGGCCAUCAGGAUAGCUCUGGAGGAGGAGCUGAGCAAAGUCAAAGCAGCUGCAGUCGCUGAGCGAGGCCAGGCAGAUGAGGAGUUAAUAAAAGUCCGAAAUCAGGCACGGUUGGAGGAGCAGCAACGACUAGAACACCUAGAAGAUAAGCUGCGGCUGAUGACUGAGUCACGGGAUGAAGCUCAGAACUGCUGCCUUAAGCAGAAGCAAAUGGUUGCUGAGGCCCAAGCCAAAGUGAAUCAGUUGAGCCUUCAUGCUGAUGGACUCAGGAGGCGGCUAGAGGAACUUCAGCAGGACCUGAACAGUAAAGAAGAGGAGAAAGUGACAGAGGUGAAUAAAGUGAAAUUGGAAUUACAGAGCAGAUUGGACAUCUGCAGGGCUGAACGCACAGCACAGGGGGUGAGGGAGAAAAUUGCAUCCUUGGAGAGACAGCUGAAAGCCGUAUCAAGUAAUCACCGUGAGGCACUGCUAGACAAAGAAGGUGAAAUCUCUAUGCUGCUGGAGAAGCUUAGAAUGAAAGAGGCUGAAAUCUCCAGGGUGAGGGAAGAAGAGGCUCAGCGAGCAAGUUUCCUGCAGAAUGCCAUCAUGGCAUAUGUGCAGGGCUCCCCCUUGGGCACCCACAGUUACAGGAAAUGAGAGCAUGGCUUUAAGAAUCCAGAUAUCUGCUCUGAGGAAGAGGGUGAGCAAUUCAGGUACAGACUCUUCUUUCUGAGUGGGACAGUUUUGACACAGUUGGGUGACACAAAGGCUUGCCAACACUGAAAAUUGUUCUUCAGAAAUCUUGCUUCCUACUACAUAACGGAGAGCAGGAAACAACCAUCCAGGGCAGGGAUGGAGGCUUGUGGGUCUGAGUUCAUGCUGUGGAGCCCUUCCCCUUGCACUGCAGCCAGCAUUUGAAGUAGUUUCUAUGUCCUUUUAUACAGCACCAGUCUGUUGGCACACCCUGUUGUUACCAGGGGUUGUAUGUGCCCUGGGCAGUGCUCAUUCUGAAGCAUUUAUUUUGGAUGCCAGUGCUGCUCACAGCUUGAUAAAGACAAGCAGCAGCAUUACAGUUCUCUAGAGGUGGGAACCAUUUACUUUGCUCGAGGAGUCACAGAGCUGUUGGAAAACACCAGUCUUCUUACUUACAAUUUUGUACCUAAUGCUUACAGAUGGAAGCAGCAGUUCUUCUAUCCCCUGCCACCUGUGUCUCUGGCUGUGGUGCUGGCAGUAGAUACACAUUCAUUAACGGAAACAGCUAUGCAGAGGGGGACUGCUGUGCAGUGGCUGACCAUAACCUUGUUGGACAGCGGGCUUGGGCCAUGGUUUAAGCCUCUACAACACCAUCUGGCGUGCAAAGGGGUGUGUUGGGGUGUCCAGGCAUAAGCAUCUGUGCUUCCUCACUGAACCGCAGCUCUUGGCUGGAGUUCUGGCCCAAAAUGCAACGGAAUUUAAUUUCAGUAUGACAAAUGGCAAAACUCCUGGUGGCUUUUCAGGAUGCAGGAAGCAGAGUGCUGUUUUCUGGGCCUUAAUCCUGGAGAGGAGCAGUGUUUCUGGCUCAGCACUGGGGAGCUGCUGCUCAGAGCAGAACAAGGAGAAGGUGCUUCCUUUUCCUGGCAAUACCAAGUCCUCAUGUGGUGUAAAGGGAUGUGACGGUCUGAAUCAGAGAAAGUGGAGACCUCUGUCUGGACAGCACUAUUAGAGCCUUUUGUUAGUUUCUCCAGUGAGUUUGUGGUAGGAGAAAUUAUCUUGUGGUGCAUAUUUUUAAAAAGGCAACUGGAAAACAGAACUUUCUGUUUGGACACCUUGGUUUGUGUUCAUGAUUGCCAUAUUGAGUUUUGCUGGUUUUUUAAUAAAUGAGCUUUUGCAUUUUGCUGUAA